Messenger RNA from Spirometra erinaceieuropaei, 3559 nucleotides. NCBI's taxonomy places the organism in Eukaryota, Metazoa, Platyhelminthes, Cestoda, Diphyllobothriidea, Diphyllobothriidae. The record is from the annotation of a GenBank genome assembly.
AUGGUGAUUAGUUAAUUUUAUCUUUUUCUCAUCUUAUUCUUUGUUUUGUUUGGAUCCUACCCCUACCAAACAAAAAUUACAUUUCUCAGAUGGCAGCACGCUGCAGCGUUCAACUUUUUGUCAUUUGUACACGACUUUAUUAGUUAAGUCGGAGAUAAUUGAGUUGCUGCCGCCCCAUAAUUAUGGGGCAAUAAACUGUUCCGUCUCCAACACAAAAAAGCGUCCAAACUACUCAGAAAGACCCCACCCUUCUAUUUAUUGCGUUUUCUGGUGUUUUCAGGCAAUGAGACGAGGAGGGGUUGCUACCGAUGUCCAGGACGUCCCUCCAUUUUAUAGACAUGUCCUUGAAAGGACACUUUUUUCUACAAGCUCAUGCGGGUAGUCCUAGUAAAAAAUGAUGAAAGCCUCUUAUAUAUCACAAAUUGGCCGUAAUAUAAAUCUUCUCUAGCAAACGACGAACAAGAGAAUUCAACACAUUUUCUGAUUAUAUCGAAUUUAGUCAGUACCAAAAAGAGUAUUCAACGAGUUGAUCCUUCACUUAUCGUGGAGAGGGUCCAACUGGAUUUUCCGGAUACCGUAUGCAAAACGUCACAAAAGCAGUUAUGGCGCACAUUUGUCUGCUGUACGGUUUGCGAAUGUAUUGCCUGCUUACUGGCCAGGCAAAACCCCCUACUUAAAGACUAAGUACUCUUGAUUUUACGUAAUAAAUAUCAAAGCCGACACUGUAUACCAGCUAUGGGGAUCGGUAGUUUGCUCAUAUGUGUAGAACUCAUCACAGGCCGCAGAUCUUAUUAUAAUCUGCCUACAGUGGUUUUAUUAUCGCAGUUACCCUGGCACCCUGUUUAUUUUAUCUAAACCAGAGCUGCGAACUGGCUAAGCAUCCACUUGUGCUAAAAGAAAGACAAAGCGUACGGACCAGGCUUAGCUGCACAAUUUUUGAAGUUCACUUAACUUAUUGGGAAUGUCCGAUAAGUCCGGUCUCACAAGCGCUGAACAGUUAGUUUUGAAAUUCAUCCGUCCCAUCCGUCAGAUUCUUUUUUUUCUUAAUUUUUGAUGUGCCUUUUUCCAAUGUAUUAGGAUAUUAUUGAAUCCUACCUGAACUUGCGUCUCUUCGCUGACUGCCUGGAUGCCAGGGAUAAGGAAAAACCUGCAUGUGGUAAGAAAAACUUAUGCUUCGCGCUUCUUAAUUUCACGGCAUUUUACGAAGUUCUGUAGCAAAUAGAUGUCCGCAUUUCCGCACGAUUUCUGAGCCACACUACCAGUCAACGCUUUCAAAAGUUGGCACUGUCAUAAAUUGUUGAUUGCGUUCAUCUGUAUCUUAAGUGCUAGGCACACAAAGUGUUUGCUGCGUUCUUCUUAGAAUUUGUUUGCCAUUAGACUUUAGCCGUAUACUUCUCGUUUAGCAUUUAGCCUUCUGCAACUUUCUGCCAGCGACAUGUCUUGGAAGCGUCCCGCUUUCCCAAUAGUCUUGAAAUUUUCGGAAGAAGUUCACGAGUUCACUGUUGAGGUUGCAGCUGAUUAAAAAUGAAAAUGGAUAGACUCGCGUAGGACACUUUUUGACGGAUAUAAUGACUGCUUACUUAUAACGCACCUGAUAUUGGACAGUCUUAGACACGUUUACUUUUCAACGUAUGGUUUGACGUUGCCAUGCAGGUAGCAGUUCCCGUCUUUUCCUCAUGGUCAUUCUUUUCUGUCAUCAGAGAUUACCAAUACAGGUGGAGGCAUGUGGAUAUAGUUCCUGCCUGUCAUUCAGCAUAUUUUUUAGUGCGUACAGAUAUGGAGCGUUUUUAUGUCACUGUGUGUUUUUGUAGCCAGCCGCUAUCACCUACGCAUAUGGCUUACGUAUGUAUCCCAUUUCCCACCCUUUAUGAGGGCGGAUUUGCAGCUUCCGAGUCGUUGAAAACUUCGGACUUAAGUUUAGAGUCUUGGUCACCAGUCUGUCCGACAGUGUUACAAUUUCUUGUUAGCUUUUUCUGCAUAACCGACUAAAUUCAAGUACUUUAAAAAUUUUCCAAUCACCCUCACGUUUGUGGGUCCUAUUUCGCCUUCUGAAGACUAAGGCAAAGGAAACUGCUCUGUUAUUUAUAGGAUCGUCACAAGGAAUAUUUAUCGUCAGGGUAGAAUUUGAAUCUGACACAAUGUCAGACCAUUCGUGCUUCUUUCUUAAACCUGCGGACUUUAGGAGCACUUUUAUUGUGGCCUAUCAGAACAACUCGCAUGACACUAUUUCACUCAAGCGGUCUUUUAUCCUUUCUUGAAGGGUCCUGUUUGGUCAGCGUGCCCCCAGCCUCGUCACCACUCUACGAACCCUUCCAUCAGCUCAUCGAUUUGACUCGGGGUAGGUGUUUUCCUUUAUUCUCUCCUAAUUUUCAGCUGGCUCGGAUGGUAUCAACUGCCGUGCCUCGGAGACGCCGUUUCGAUGCUUCAAUGUUACCUAUGGGCUACUUGACAGAACGACUACGGAUCCUGUGUGGGAGAUGGUCUCUUUCUCUCUCGCCUGCCAUGGCUAUGUCAUUCACGCCGAACUACACCACAAACCACCAUUGGGGUAGGGAAUGCAUUUUGACUUGCCUACCCUACUGCUAACUGCAGUUUUCCUAAUGUAAUUUAUCUGCUGCCUACUUUACAACAAAGAUGGUUUGACUUGAAGUUACUUAUGUAGGGUGUGAUGGGAACAGAACCUUCAGGAGUAUGUGAUCGUGAUUAUGAAGUCCGUUUCCUGAAAUGUGUAAGAGCUGUGUACCUGUGUGGCAGAACCUAAUCCCGACACGAACGGUUACCGCAGAAACCUCACUGUCUACAUUUGAAAGUCGAUCUGAAGUAAUUUAAAGGCGGAGCUUUGAUCGCCUAAGGGAGUUGACUUUGACGUCAAACGCCUGACACACAAUCAAGCUUCGAUAAUCGAAAUACGAGCUCUUUAAAGGUGUUGCAUAGCGUUCUCUGGACGUGAACGUCGGCAAGCGCCACACAGACUGUCUGACCUGACCAUAUCUGUCAUCGUCGACUCUUUCAGAAGUAGUAUACCCUUUACACCUUGGAAUUUUAAACUGCGCACUUGAAGACGAUCGUAUAUUUACUAGUGGUUUUUUGGCAGUCUGUGUUGGGUUGGACAUCCGGUUGUGAACUCCUGUCUAUGCGCGCACAUCGACGAAACAACCGUCUUUUGCAACUAAUAAUCAUAGAGAAAGAAAAACAGUAAACCGUCGAGAGAUCUGCAGUUUAAAGCCGGAUCGGCAGAUUUUGAAAGCCUGACGCUUUGUCGUGGUGUCACCCGUCUGCGUUCUGCCUGACGCAGUCAGGGAUAUUGUCUUUCUCGACCAUGGCGACUUCUUGUCACAUAUUUUUAUUUCGCUCUCACUCUAGGCCGGAGACCCUGCUGAUGGAUUGUGAACCUCAGUUGUCACUUAAAAGAAAUGAAUUCAGGCUGCAAGAGAUGCUACCUCUGAGACGCUUCAUUGAAAAUGAAAUCCUUCCAGCGAUCCACGCCGAGCUCUCCGAUUCCCUCAUUGCCUCCCCAUCACCUACUACUCCUCCUCCUCCCCCUUGCCUUGCUCAUUGA